AUGAAGAAACAUCGUAAAGGUACUAAAACCAGCAUUAAAGCUGACGUCAUUGUGUUAGGAUGCAGCCUCCCUGGAAUCGUUACAGCACACAAACUGAAGAAGAAGUUCGGUGACACCAUGGACAUCGUUGUGUUGGACAUACAAGGAGUAUCCAAAGUACUUUCUAAGUGUAACGUCGCUUUCAAAGAAGACACGCCUGCCGAUGAUGACACAGACUCUUUAGACGACGCUUUUAAUAUCACACAAGCGAAGACAUAUGAACCUUCUUUAGUAAUAUUGGACUCGUUAGCAAAACAUUAUCUCAUUAAAUAUACCAAUGAAUUCAAAAUCCCAAUUCCAGUUGCUAUCAUUAAUCCAACGGAGAAUGAGUCCACUUUAGACAAACUAUUUGAAUAUUGUGAUGGAACAUUCGUCCGGUUUAACAAUCGCUUCCAUGAUUUUAACUAUCUUAAUUUCUUGGAGAAGUUUGAAUUAAAUCAGUAUCAAAAUUACUUGGACAAAAGCAUGAAAUGUCUAUUUCGACAUAACUCAUUUCAUGACCCAAAGCAGAGAAAAAGAUUAUUGUACUACGACCAAACGUCCAUGGAGACAAACAUUUGUCAGGCUUUACUAUUUUCUACUUCUAGAGAAAUAAUGAGAACUACUGUAAAAUUAGUGUGCGGAGCACCAGCGGAUACAGUGUCUCUGUUGUUCUAUCUUCAUCAGUGUUACAGAACUAGUGGUCCGAAAAAUCAUUUAGAUGGACAAAAUACUAGACUUCGGGAAAAACUAAUAGGUCACUGCAGAAUACGACUCUGGACCCAACUCACAGAAAGCAUUGCUGAUAUUACGUUGCCAGCGAAAGCUAUAAAAAAUAUCCGCACGUAUAAUGAUGCUGAUGUUGAACAUGUCAUGUUAGAAACUAUGAUGGGUGAAACUACAUAUGUUUGCAGUUUAUUAGCUAUGGCUUUAAAACCUGAUCAAUUACAAAAAAUCCAAGUCGAAAACGGAUUGUUGCCAGAUGAAGAGGCUACGAUAGCCAAAGAUUUAGCUCCCGGGAAGGCCAAGAAGUUUUUAAUACAGUACGAGGAAAGUUUUUGGGAGCAACAAGGCUUCAGUGGUGAUAUCUUGAGUAUACGUGGCCCAAUAAUCUGGGCUAUGGAAAGACCAAGACUAUCAUGCACGGGAAGCGUCCAGAAAUAUGCUGCUCUCAUUGGUUAUCUAAUGGUGAAAGAUGAUGAAACUGACUCCAAAGAAGCUGUAUUGCAGCAGCUUGUAAGCUUAUAUGGACAGGAAGCUGGAUCUCCUGUGACAUACAGAGAAUCUUCUAUAGCUGAUAUAUUUGUUCCUCGGUGCGGCAAUUAUGUUGGAUUGCGCGUGUUGACUAAUGAAGUGAGUCCAAGAGGCUUAGAAUGGGGAGCAUUCGACGUGUUUGCUGAUGGGGACGUUGCUUCUGCGCUAGAAGCUGGGCAUUCGGCUUAUUUACAUUUAGUGAGUUGUCUACGGCCACAAGCACAGACGUUCGAGGAUAUAUCGGCAAGUGAUUGGCCGACAGUACUGAAUGACUCUCCUUUCCAGUGGUGGUUUUCUCGAAUUAAUGUUGUCAAUACCAUCAAGGUAACCAUAUGCACGACCGCUAUUAUUGCUGCUUAUAAAUUAAUCCGUUCAUAUAUAAACAAGAACUGA
Messenger RNA from Arctia plantaginis, 1665 nucleotides. The record is from the annotation of a GenBank genome assembly. NCBI's taxonomy places the organism in Eukaryota, Metazoa, Arthropoda, Insecta, Lepidoptera, Erebidae.